Nanorana parkeri is the source of this 1745-nucleotide messenger RNA. Its product is annotated as carboxypeptidase O-like. The transcript has 12 exons. The record is from RefSeq and is a predicted model, not a curated record. Gene Ontology annotation, molecular function: zinc ion binding; metallocarboxypeptidase activity. Bases 6 to 1469 code for a protein of 487 amino acids. NCBI's taxonomy places the organism in Eukaryota, Metazoa, Chordata, Amphibia, Anura, Dicroglossidae. Gene Ontology annotation, biological process: proteolysis.
UUAAAAUGGAGCCAAGCACACAAGACUGUGGGCAGCUGGCUCUGGCCAGUACUAUCCCAGCAAAGAACAGAUUGAAGAGAAAAAGAAGAGACAGCUUUAGCAGCUUCAGGAAGAUGUAUCUUCUGCUGUGGAACGUUGGUUUUCUGGGAAUUCUGAGCUUGCAAGUGCUGGGCACGAAGAUAAACUAUGAAAGGGACCAGGUUUUACAAAUCAUCCCUCAGAACGUGAAACAAGUUCAGUGCCUAUACCACAUAUGUCAGUCGUCACAGUUGGAUCUUUGGAAACCUCUUUAUCUAGAGGAUGUCACUGCUAGUAGCGUAGUGCUUGUCAGGGUCCCAUCCAUUGCUCUUCAGACCGUGAAAGAGGAGCUGCUACGUUGUUCGCUAUCUUUUGACGUUCUACUUGAUAAUAUAACUCAUUAUAUAGGCAGUGAAGAGAGAAGAAGAGUAAGAAAAAAGAGAUCCACACCUGAUUAUGACUACACCAAAUAUCACCCAAUGGAAGAUAUUUACGAGUGGAUUAAUAUAAUGUCUGAAAAGCACACUGAUCUGUUAACCCAACAUUACUUGGGUUCAACGUAUGAGUCCAGACCCAUGCAUUAUCUAAAAAUUAGUGAGCCAUCAAGUAAUCCUAAAAAAAUUGUUUGGAUGGACUGUGGCAUACAUGCACGAGAAUGGAUUGCACCAGCCUUUUGCCAGUGGUUUGUCAAAGAGAUUGUACAGAAUUAUCCGAAAGAUGCACGUUUAAAAAAGAUUCUCAGAAACCUGGAUCUGUAUGUCUUGCCUGUUCUAAACAUCGAUGGCUACAUUUAUUCGUGGACCACUGACAGGCUUUGGAGAAAAUCCCGUUCUAUGCAUGAAAAUGGGACGUGUUUUGGGGUGGACCUUAAUCGGAAUUUCAACAUCAAAUGGUGCAAUCUGGGAUCAUCCAAAAAUUGCUCAGACAAUUCUUACUGUGGAACUUCACCGGUAUCUGAGCCAGAGACCAAAGCAGUGGUAGACUUUGUGGAGAAGAGUAAAUCAGACAUUAUCUGCUUCUUGACAAUGCACUCAUACAGCCAAUACAUCCUGACUGCUUAUGGCUACACCAAAGACCUACCAAAGAGCUAUAAUGAAACGAUCAAGGUCGCACAGAUGGCAGCAUCGGAGCUGAAGAAAAAGCAUGGCACAGUUUAUAAAGUGGGGAGUUUUGCUCAUCUUCUAUAUGAAGCAUCUGGAACUUCUCAAGACUGGGUCCAUGACCUAGGGAUUGAAUUCUCUUAUACUAUAGAAUUAAGAGACAAUGGUACUCACAAGUUUCUAUUGCCAGAAGAUCAAAUCCAACCAACAUGUGAAGAAACAAUGGCUGCAGUAUUGACCAUCAUAGACUCUGUGCAUGACAAAUAUUUUCCUAAUAAGGCGCCUACAAAUGUUCACAUGCUUUAUUCCGUUGUCCUUCUCCUUUAUACAGCAGUUCAAUUAUUUGUAUAGCUUUAUUGAUGAAUUUAACAUGCAAGUAUAUGAAGCUGUUUUCUUUUCUUUUAAAACUGAAUUGAAAUUCAAUAUCCGAUAUACUCAGUCAAUGUGAUACUGCUUACUUGUCAAGCAAAAUGAUUCAACCGGCAAAAUACAUCUAAUCAAAUGAGCUCUUAUAGAGCUUUUUAAUAAACAUUGAAUAUGUGAUUUUCUAGAACAUAGAUAGCAAAGCACAAUAGAAUAUAUACAAUAACCAAAUCCUGGUCUGGUAAGCACAUCCGUUUUCUGAAA